Molecule: messenger RNA, 315 nt
Organism: Thamnophis sirtalis
Lineage: Eukaryota; Metazoa; Chordata; Lepidosauria; Squamata; Natricidae
Source: RefSeq, a predicted model, not a curated record
GACAUCAAGCCGAUGAGGGACCAAAUAGUCCGCGUGAAGCGAUACGAAAAAGUUCCUCUCAUCCUGGUGGGGAAUAAAGUUGACCUGGAAUCGGAGAGGGAGGUUUUGUCAGCGGAAGGCCGAGCUCUGGCCCAGGAGUGGGGCUGCCCCUUCAUGGAGACCUCUGCCAAGAGCAAGACCAUGGUGGAUGAACUCUUUGCCGAGAUUGUGCGACAAAUGAACUAUGCAUCCCUGCCGGAAAAGCAAGAGCAGUGUUGUACAACUUGUGUUGUCCAGUGAGGGAGAAAGCAAACUCUCCAUCAUGGCCAUGCAGAG